Messenger RNA from Suillus clintonianus, 645 nucleotides. RefSeq lists its product as uncharacterized. The record is from RefSeq and is a predicted model, not a curated record. The transcript is spliced from 4 exons. Lineage: Eukaryota; Fungi; Basidiomycota; Agaricomycetes; Boletales; Suillaceae. Bases 36 to 521 code for a protein of 161 amino acids.
GCGUUUGUUUCUGAACUUCAUCUUCUCCAACAAACAUGUCCGCACCUACAGAGCUCCAUGCAGAUCCCCAGUCUAUCAAGAAGCUUGAGAAGGAACUCUCGAUGGAGGCCAAAUCUGAGGAAAAGAUAUUGCAGUCAGCCUUCAAACACAUGCACAAGCAGGAGAAAUUGGAAGCCAAAACCUCCAAGUCCGUAGAAAAAGCAGAGAAAUCCGUCAAGAAGCUGGAAAAGCUGGAGCUGGAGACCGUUAAAUCCCUCCAUGCCAUCACUCGCAAACAUGAUGUAGCUGUCGCAGACCUUCACAAUGCGCAGGCGGGCCUUCAUACCGAGCAACAGCAGUUAGAGACUCUCAAACAACGCCUCUCAACUGCACGAAGACACGUCGACCAAGUCGCUAAGGAUAAGAAUGAUCAUGAUCGUGAACGUUACGAUAGACUUCACUCAAGCCCGCCUACCGAGAUCGGUGGUCCCAUCGCGGGCACUUCAGGGGCCUCUACCGGUGCGAGUCAGGACAGAACGUGAAGUAGGAUCACGUCAACGGGGGGUUUGGACUCAUUGUUUCCACCUUAAUCGAAUAAUCACUGUAUUCCCACUUUAUUUGUUUUCACGGUGUAAUGUUGCAAUUUUAUUUUUCUCGCACAAGGUU